GUCCCAGGAGGCAAAUGUGUGUUCUGGGGACAUUUCUUCUCAGACUUUUCUCUGUGGGUGCUCUGUAACUGUGGAUUACCUUCCCUUUGAGACUUCAUUGGCCUCUGUCCUCCCACCCAUUCACCUUUCUUUCUAGGCUGGCCACCAGUUAUGUUAUCUAACUCAAAACUCAAGUCUGUUCUGAGUCUCUGGCACAUUAGGCAGAAUCUGUGGUGUGUAAUAUAUGAAGGAAUGACAUGGUGAGCACCAUGUCUCAUCUCAUUUGAUUUCUCCACUUCAGUGGAUCCAGUCCCCAGUUAUGUGCCAGCUCUUCUGUUAAGAGUACGCCAACCACCUCAGGCAACACAUGCUAAGGGACAGUGACUGCAGCUUCCUAGGUGUUCCUCCUGGUCGUCCUCUUGCAUUGGAAGACAAAUGUUGGCCUGUCCCAAACUCUCAGAACUAGCCAUUACAGAAAUAAAAUUCAGUAAUGAAAGAAGCCAGCCCAAUUGGCUUCUGUGCAUGGAAUGGUGAGGGUGCCAUCUUGUCCUUUGUCUUGGGCAGAAAAAUGUUUUGAAUUGGCUCUGGAGCAGCUGUGAUCGUGUAGUGGUUAGUGCUCUGCAUUGUGGAUUGGCCCUGGAGCCUGCUCAUAUACCAAACCAGUGGUUUUCAGGAGUAAUGAGUUGUCCUGCCAAUUUGCAACAGAGAAUGAAUUUCCUUAGCUCCUUAACUCUCGGCUAAUUGCCUUCAUUUGCCUGUCUCCUCCCUUCCACCUCAUAUAUUGGUGGGACAUAGCCUUUAGCUAGUGCGAUUAUAAUUUAUCUAGGAGGACUUGGGUGUUAUUUUUCAGGUGCAAGGUAAUAAUACCAGCUCCAAAUUGAAAAGUACCCAUUUAUGUCGGUAGUGGUGGUGAUGCAGAUCCAAAGAUGGGUGGAGGGUUCUCAGCAUGUAUGAACUGGAGUGUACUAGUCAUUGUGUUUCUAAGAUGUGUGAAGCAACAGCUCAAGAUUCCACUGGGUCACCCAGCAACUUUAAUUCAGUGGUAGUCAAUGUGGUGGGACGCGGGUGGCGCUGUGGGUAAAACCUCAGUGCCUAGGACUUGCCGAUCGCAUGGUCAGCGGUUCGAAUCCCCUCGGCGCGGUGCGCUCCCGUUGUUCGGUCCCAGCGCCUGCCAACCUAGCAGUUCGAAAGCACCCCCAGGUGCAAGUAGAUAAAUAGGGACCGCUUACCAGCGGGAAGGUAAACGGCGUUCUGUGUGCUGCGUUGGCUCGCCAGAUGCAGCUUGUCACACUGGCCACAUGACCCGGAAGUGUCUCCGGACAGCGCUGGCUCCCGGCCUAUAGAGUGAGAUGAGCGCACAACCCUAGAGUCUGGCAAGACUGGCCCGUACGGGCAGGGGUACCUUUACCUUUACCUUAGUCAAUGUGGCAUCCUCCAAAUAUUGUUGGGCUACACCUCUCAUCAGCCCUAGAUGAUACGACCAAUGCCACGGACGGUGCAAGCUGGAGUCCAACAUCUGGAGGGCACAGGAUCAGUUGCCCCUACUCUAAACCCUAAGGAAUAUGCAAGCCUUGUGAACAACUAACCUUUUCAUAUGACUGCAAAUAAUUUCAUAGUGAAUUGCUUUGUUGUCAGCCUCCAGACUCACAGAAAGGCUAUAAGCAGCAGAUUAUCAGAUUUGCAGAGGAACAGCCUCUUGGAUCCAAAGUUGCAGGGAGGUCCUAGAAGUAACAUGUAGAAGAAAGGAAUGUAGCACAUUUUUCACAGCCAAUGUGAAAUGAUAUUAAGGUGGCAAGUGUUGUGGGAAGAGCUUUAGUCUGAAAGCCAUAGCCAGGGAUAUCCAAAAGCUGAAAUAUGUUUAGAUUGUACUUAAGAAAACUUCAUUCCCAGGAAGUUUGUCCCAUUGGACUCUGAACUGUAUGAAGGAUUACCUACAGAGUACUACUGUUUCAGGGAUAUAGAGCUGGAAGUAGAGCGCUCUAGUUUUGUGGUGUUCAAAGUAAUUUUUCCCUCCUCCUUUCCUUUCCACCACAAGGAAAGUCAUGUUUCAGUCUAAGUGCAGAGGGAAUCAAUCAUUCAAUGCCUGUAUAGAUCAUGAAUCAAAACCGUUUUGCUAUUGAAGACUAUGGGUGACCGGCUGGUCCUUGAAUUAGUUGCAUGUUAGUUAAUAUCAUUGGGGGAAAGUCACCUUGCGAUGGUCUGAACUGAACCCCUGGUGAUAAUGCCAUUAUCUCAUGAUAGUGCCGUUUCUCUAAAGAAAGAGUUUCAGCCAUUGGAGAGUGUUGCAUUUUAGACUGUGAAGAAUAUGCUUGCUGGAGCUUGCUAUUUCAUUCUCAUGGACCUCAAAGGUCAUCCAGUCCAAACCACAGCCGAGGCAGAUUGUCAGGAAGGUUUGCUGAUGUUGUUACUGUUUUUAUAGUCGCACCAGUGUUUAUGAUCUCUCUGGAUUCUUUCUUUUUCAGAUGUCGGUCUCGGAUUCUGUGCUCUCCUUCUAUCAAAUGGUUUCCCGUAGAAAAAGAAUAACAGCCGGUGCCUGUAGAGAAUCGAAUUUGCGUCGCUGCCUUUCCACCUCGGACUUAGUGGCUCUGGGUGUGGGCAGUACGUUGGGUGCAGGGGUGUAUCUCUUGGCAGGGGAAGUAGCCAAGACCAGCGCGGGCCCCAGUAUCAUCAUUUCCUUUCUGAUUGCUGCUCUGGUGUCCAUCCUGGCAGGACUGUGUUACGCUGAGUUUGGAGCCCGGGUGCCUUUGACCGGAUCAGCUUAUCUCUACAGCUACGUAACAGUAGGAGAGCUGUGGGCAUUCGUCACCGGUUGGAACCUGCUGCUCUCCUAUAUAAUUGGUAUAAACAAGUUUUGGGCUUCUGGGUUUUGACAUCUACCGUGUGGUUUCAUUGAUAAGCCAAAGAGAUGGGCCUAAGAAAUAAUAACUAGGCAGGCAGACCUUUUUUUAAAAAAGUUGAUGUGAGUUGAAUUUGUAGCUCAGAGCAUGUGUUAUGCAUGCAAAAGGUUCCAGGUUCAGACUCUGGUAUUUCCAGUAGGGUUGUGAAAGGUCCCAUUCUUAAUCCCUGGAGCACUGUUGACAGUCGGAGAAGGGUCUAAGGCAGCUUCAUGUGAAUGGUUCCAACAACCACAUCCACGCAUGCCCGUCUCAUCAUUCGAAAACUUGGGUGGCAUUCAACUAACUUUUUCUAUUAGUGCAAGGAUUAGUGCUAGGGCAAGGGGAUGUGUGCCACCACACUAUCCCCAGAUCUUCUCUGGAGGCUUGGGAGAACCCGCAGAACAAAUUCAGGGGAGAGAACCAGAGAACGUUCUGCUGCAGAAGGAGAAAUCCUUGCACUGACGGACUGUUCACUUAAGCACAAUGUUGAACGCAACCCCCUGACUACAUACAGUGUGGAUGGAAACAAAUGCUGCAUCUCCUGUCAAGAAAUGAUCCCCUAUUUCUUUUGGGCCUCAGUGUAUUUAGUCUGCAGUUUUUCAGCGAUGUGAUGGGCACAAGAACUUCCACUACCAAUCGUUGGCAGCCAGUCAUUUAUUCAUUUGAAAUAAUGAUUAGCACAAAACCAUGAAGAAUCCAUAUGUGAAUACAAAAUGGCAGUAGAAGAGAAUAGGUUAGUAUAUACUUAUUUAAGAUGACCACUCUCCAAUGUGAUACAGUGACAGGACAUCUCUCAUUGAAAGGUUUUUUUUUAUUACUGCAAAUAAUGUGGUCAUUUAAGACACAUAUUUAUCUGGCACAUUUUGUAACCUGCCCUGACCCAAUGAAGGUCAGUAUAGAAAUGUUUUGAAUGAUAAAAAAAAAAUCCUAUCAAUGUCUGAUAGCUAAAAGUUGCUGCUCAUUUGACUUCUAAGGGAUCUGUCCAUGGGAAUCUUAUAUGAUAGGAAAGCUUCCACUGCAAGUUCAAAUCACGGUGGGUGCAUCAUUCCCAAUUUACAAAAAGUGGGUUGAGAGAUAAUACACUUAAGCUUUUUAUUUUAUACUUGUUAUUUGGUAUAACAUAGGUGAUGUGUCGUCGGGACUGUCAAAAAUUCAGUGUUCCCUAUAAAAGCAGGAUGAGCAUAAAAACUGCCCCCCCCCAAUAAACUGAGAUGAAAAGACAGAAUGAGGGAAAAGAAUUAUGCAGCCAAGGGGUGAAAUGGGCGAGCACGGAGGCCAGAAGAAAGACAUGCUUUUUGUAGUGUCAUAUAUAAUGUAUGUGCUGCCCACACAGCAGUUUAAGGCUGACAUACUUCCUUUGAAAGAGAGUGCUAAAAGGGCACAGCUUCAUAGUACACAAUGGACAUCUUAUACCUGAGAAUGCUGCUGUUUCGCAUGGACCAUCAGAGGUCCAUAAGCCUUGAAAAGCUAAUACUUUAUACCUGUGUACAUAGAACAGCACCCAGGGCCCUGCAAUAUCCCUCAUUUUUAAGGCUCGAUGUACUGUACCCAUAUUUGGCAGUGUUCUCUUUAAACUGGCUGAUUCUCUACAGGUACCUCCAGUGUAGCCAGAGCAUGGAGUGCUACUUUCGAUGAGCUCCUGGGCAAACGGAUCGGCACCUUUUUCAGUACCCAUAUGGCCAUGACCUCUCCGGGACUAGCUGAAUACCCUGAUAUCUUUGCUGUUUGCCUCAUUGUCCUACUAACAGGUAUGUUUGUACUGAUUUUUUUUUUUUAACUAUUGUAAGGCUCCUUGAAACCCACCCUGCACCAAUUUUAUUGGAGAUUGCCCAUUAAAUUUUAUACAUGCAAGGAGUUUUUCCCUUCCCACCAUGGACUUAAUGCAACUCUGACAAAUUGGUUUUGAAUAAUACUAGCAUCUCAGUAUAGUUUCCAAACCCUGUAAUUGUCACCCACAGUAGGGUCGGAGGAGAAAUUAACUUUGGUUUGCAUACCUAAUUCACAUUUUCAGAAACAAUAAGCCCAAUUCUGAAACAAUACCCAAUUUGCACGUUCUGAAGCCAUUCAUGAGCACAGCAAUCCUUUGAAAUUCACACUUAUCCAAAUUUUGCAGUGCGGUCUUCCAGCCAAGUAAUGUGAAGAACAAAGUGUGUAUAAAUGCAUACGCAUGAAUGGCAAUAACAUCCAAGAUGCAUUAUAUAUGGGGAAAUUGCCUUGCAAAAAGGUAAAAUUGCAUAUAAAAAUGUUUAUAGUAGGAAAAAUUCUCGCAGAAAUGCUUAUUAAUUUUCCUGAGAAUUUCUUCUUAAAAGACAUAUGCAAACUUGCGGGAACGUGGCAAACUGAAUUUAAGAUUGAAAAAAUGAGAAACUGAGAGAAACCAAAACUGGCCUAUUCACCCAUCCCUACCGACAGGUCUUUUGCAUUUACUCUGUUGCUGUCUUUCUUGUUUCUGCUGGACUUGCCACUUGUUCUUUAACAGUUCUCCAUGGUUUCAAGCUAGGGUCUUUCUCAGCCUUACCUGAGCUUGCCAAGAAUUGAACAUGGGACCUUCUUCAUGCAAAGUCCAGUAGUAAAGGACUAGAGGACAUGCUUUGUGGAGCCAGUGUGGUGUUAAGAGCGGUAGACUCGUAAUCUGGUGAACCGGGUUUGCGUCUCCGCUCCUCUACAUGCAGCUGCUGGGUGACCUUGGGCUAGUCACACUUCUUUGAAGUCUCUCAGCCCCAUUCACCUCACAGAGUGUUUGUUGUGGGGAAGGAAGGGAAAGGAGAAUAUUAGCCGCUUUGAGACUCCUUCAGGUAGUGAUAAAGUGGGAUGUCAAAUCCAAAACUCUUCUCUUCUUCUUUCCAUGCAGAAGGUCCAAUAUUCAAUUCUUGGUAAGUUCAGGUAAGGCCUGCUCUCAGAUUUUCCAUAUGGUACCAGCAAUUGCUCGUAUCUACUGUACUUUGCAAAGGACACUGCCUCAGGCCUCCAUCCAUAAUAGUUGUGAGGCCCAAGCAAUGAGACAUUGUAUCCAUUGACUCCUUAGGUCUCCUCUCAGUUGGGGUAAAAGAAUCCACCACAGUGAAUAAAGUCUUCACAGCUGUCAAUGUGCUUGUCCUUCUAUUCAUUAUAAUCAGUGGAUUCAUCAAAGGGGACCUGAAGAAUUGGAAGAUGAGCAAGAAUGAUCUGAUAAUGACUGCUGCCCUCAGAUUUAGGUAAGAGAAUGGCUACACAAGCUCUUGGGCUGCAGUAAACACAGGCCACGCAGGUUAUAUUUCUACAGCGGUUACAAAUUAUUUAAAUAUCUAUUUGCUGUCCUUUCAUGAAAUCCCCAAACAGCUACCUGACUUUGCCUAAUGGUAGGACGGAUCCAUGGCCACCUACCAUUUUCCUGCCUCCUUUGCUGUACUUGUCUACCAACUAUAUCCAAUCAGAUCCUCCUGACAUUGACUUCCUUUAUGUCACCUUCCUUGACAGGAACCAAUCUGACAAUGGAACUUGGGACUUUGGGGCUGGAGGGUUCAUGCCCUAUGGCUUCAGUGGGACCUUAGCUGGAGCUGCUACCUGCUUCUAUGCUUUCAUUGGGUUUGACUGCAUUGCGACUACAGGUAAGCAAGAAAGAAGACAAUUACAAAAUGUCCAUGAUUGAUAACUGCAUCUGGCAGCUAAUAAAGAAAGGAGAAAAUAUCUAUUCACCUCACAAGGGAGCCAUUUGUUAUUAAAGCUCUCCUGUGUCCAAUUCCCCUCCUAAGAGGAGUGGAAUGUGUUGUGACUUAGGCAUUGCUGUUGUUGGAACAGAAACCCAUAGGCAAUCCUUUUGGAAUAACCAGAGCACCAUGUAAAUCUUUGCUUAAUCUCUAUAGUGACAGGGUAACCAUACGAGACAAUGUGUGGAUUUCAGAAUGGUGUGACUUCUUGUGUUUAUGUUUACCAGGGGAAGAAGUAAAGAACCCCACAAAAGCCAUCCCAAUGGGGAUUGUUCUCUCUCUGCUCAUCUGCUUCUUAGCCUAUUCCGGUGUUUCAGCUGCCUUGACCCUGAUGAUGCCUUACCACCUUUUGGACACCAUGAGCCCUCUGCCAGUGGCUUUCGAAUACAAUGGAUGGAGCAUGGCCAAAUAUGCUGUGGCUGUGGGGUCUCUCUGUGCUCUGACCACCAGGUAAGGACAGGAUGUGCAAUUUUCCCCAUGCUUGCAUUUUAAGGAUAUAAGAAGAGUGUUGCUGGAUCAGACCAAGGGUCCAUCUAGCCCAGCAGUCUGUUUCCAGCAGAGGCCAGAGAGAUGCUUCCAGGAAGCUCAUAUACAGAGCAUAGAAGCAACAUCCCUCUUCCCCACUGUUUGCUCCCCAAUUAGUGAUAUUUAGAGGUUCUGUUUAUCUAACAUGAUACUAAUUGACCUUGAUAGACUGGUGUUCUAUGAAGUCAUCUAAUUCACUUCCAGGGCUGUCACUGUAUCCUGCGGCAGUAAGUUUUAUAAAUUAAUGGUACCUUUUGUACCUUUUGGAUCAGUGUAAUUAGCUGACCCCACACUCUAGUAUUAUAAAGGGAAAACACAGUAAUUUUCCCUCUCUCAUUCCCCCCCUAUAAUUCAUAAUUUUAUAAAACUCUACUAUCAUGUCUGCCCUUGGAUCCUCUUUCUUCAAAGCUCUGGUCCUCUGGGUCAUAAAGAUUUCCAUUUAUGAUGAUGACAAUCAUAACAUCACUUUGUGUGUCAGGCAUGUUUUGUGCACCAGCUACCAAGGUGCAAACGUGAUUUCACUCAUGAGCAGAGAUGGAGCUUUGGGGUACAAUGACCUCAAGAUCUACACCGCUCUGAUAAUAGCAAUUAAUAGUUUUAAGACUCAUUUCAGCUGAAGCACUAGGUAGAUCCUGGAAAUUUGUACUAUAUGCUUUAUAAAGGUCUGCUUUAUUGUGUGUAAUGCAAGGUCUCUUGUACAUCUUGUUGUACAAGAGUCGGGUAAAGGAAAGAAAGAAGGGGCUAUGAUCUUGAGAAUUUUCUUCACUUUCUUGGCCUUCUUGUGUAGCUUGCUAGGUUCUAUGUUCCCGAUGCCACGGAUUUUGUUUGCUAUGGCCAGGGAUGGACUCCUCUUCCAAUCUUUGGCCAAAGUGAGCAGCCGACAGAGCCCAGUGAUUGCAACUUUGGUGUCUGGAGCUGUCGCAGGUAUGCAUGGAAAAAGGCUCUAACAUUGACUAGACCUCAGAAUGAACCUGCCAGUAGACACUGGACUAAGAAUCCUGCUUUGGACUUGAUCUAGUUUAAAUAUGAAAUAAGGAACCUAAGAAGACCCCUGCUGGGUCAUAUUUGGGUGCACACAUAAUCCAAAGCAAGUAUGGUCAACAUUGUGUCCCCCAGAUGUUGUUGGACUCCAAUUCCCAUCAGCACCAUUCACCAUGGUCAAUUGUCAGGGAUGAUGGGAUUUGGAGUCAAUAAACAUCUGGAAGGCGCCAUGUUGGUUUUCCCUGCUUGAAAGCAAUACUAGUUGCUUUAAAAAAAUGUUUGGAAACGGGACAUUAGGCUAGCAUUUCAUCGUAGAGCAGGUCAGCCUGUGGGACUGAAUGUUAGACUGCAAGAGUUCCUUGACCUUCCCCAUGCCAGAAGCAGGUGGAUUCCAAGGUGUAUCUCCAUAUGCUUGUAAAAUGCAAGCUUUUCAUUAGUGACUAGGGCCUGUUCCCCUGCUUGCUUUGCUCACCAGCAUUAUCUAUUCCCACAACCCACCAACCCUCCCACCUCAACCCCUUCCUCCUACCUUCAAACUUGGCCAACUUCUCCUGCCGCUAUACCUAAACAACUCCCAUCCACCCCAGGCAUAAUUCCUCGCCUCUCCUUGAUCACAUUUCCAUCCUCUGGGUCCCUCUUCCUCACCUUGCCUUGGCUGCCUCCUGCUCACCUGCCUGCAUCGCCAUCCUCUGGUUCCAUCCUUCUCUCCUUGCCCUGCAUAUCUGUCCUCUGGAUCCCUCCUCCUCUCUUCUCCUUUCUUGCUCCACCUGCCUGCCUGAUGGUCUGGCAGCUCAUCACACUGAAGUUCGCAGUGCCGCUUGUCUGUGACUUCCUUAUAAUUUUAUAUAUUAGAGAGAAACAGAAAGAGACUCCAGCCAUGGAGCCCUUCUCCUCAUGAAGAAUGAAUCCAUUGAGCCAUUUUUGUGGUUCCUUUCUAAUAUUGUCUUGGAUUGAAUGUGGACAAGGUAAAGCAAUCAUUUAAAUGCUCCAUGUUAUAACCUCAUAUCUCAGUUUCAAGGAGACUGCAUUGGAGUGCCAAACUGGACACAUGAGAGACCACUUAGGUGUACCUUCCACAUUUAGCUUGAUGAAAUGUUAUAGCUGACAAAAAAGUCACUAUGGAUAGAUGUCUUUUCUUUUUCUCUCUUUUUUUCUAAACAAGAUUAUGUAAAUUGCCCCUCUGUCAGGAUGCUGUCAGCGGCUCCCAGCUGGUUGCCCAGGAAGUAUAAAGACAAGGAAAAGUUUCUUACUGUCCUUUUUUAUUCAGUAUUUACAGAGAGAGGCUAUAGAACCCAGCCUCUUGGAUAGUGGUGAUGUCCUGAGUAAAUCCCCACUCCCCGUCUCUCCCACUUCCUCAUUCGUCACUUCUACGGUUGCUGCUAUGUGCCCUUUGUCUUUGAGCUUGUUGCUCUCCUACUUUUAAGGCUCGCCGGGUUCUGGGAGAGGGAGGGGCUGGGAUGCUUUCUAAUGAUACCGUGUCAGCCAGCUGCUGUUCCGAUUGUGCCUCCUCCUCCUCCUCUCCCAUUAUUUCCCAACUUCCCCCCUCAUCUGCCUCUGAGCUAUGACGUUCCAGAAACCACUGUUGUAAAUCUAUACUGUCUUCCUCUUCUUCCUCCCUGGGAGGGUCAGGAUGGGGAGGCGGUCUCCACCAUUUCUCCUCUGCCCAGUCCCUGACACCCUCGUUGAAAGGAGGUCCCCAGACCUGUACUCUCCUUGACGGGAGGGAAGCUCGCUGGGAAAGGGUUUCUGCAGGAGACCAAAUCUUCAUCUACAAGGCUACAAGAAUUAGCAGAAAAUAUUUGGUGGUGUUUUUUACAGGCCCUCUUCCUUCUUCUCACAGGUUUAAUGGCUUUCCUUUUUGAUCUGAGGGCCUUGAUUGAUAUGAUGUCCAUUGGGACAUUGCUGGCCUACACACUAGUAGCUGUCUGUGUUCUUCUCCUCAGGUAAUGAGUUGUUCGUUAUUUAUUUCUCUUUGAUGCAGAUAUGCAGUGCUCAUCAUGACAACAUCCCAUGUAAUAUAAAUGUCAUUCUAGAGAAGUAGCUUCAUUGGUCUGUUUUACUUAAAAAAAAAAGACUCUCCACCUAUUGUAGAAUAAAUAAAACACCUUCUGGAGCUGGCUUCUGAGGUAGCUAUGGAGAAAAUGGAAGCAGGGCAGUCUUUAUUCCAGAUUAGUUAAUCUAGAAUACAUGUCUGUGGCUCUUUCCAUUAUCAACACUGUCUGCACUCACCACUGGCAUGAGAUCUCCAACAGGCUACCCCUGAUGAAAUGCAGGGGAAAUAAAAAUUGGCUGGGUAGAAUUUAAAACUAUGCUAGACUAACUUCUAUUUUACACAUUUUAAACAGCCAUGGCAUUAAUCCAGGGCAGGCCCUUGCCAUACUGACAGUGAUGCAAUUAUUUAGCAGCUGUUUAGUCUGCUUUGUAACAAUUAUCUCCUUGAAACUAGUAAAAUAUCAGUGGGAACAGCCUUUGGAUUUCUCAACCACAUGCACAAGUAAAUGAUAAAAGAAGAAAGAACAAUUCAUCAUAAAAGAGAUUAUUCAAUCGCAAGGCACAGUCUGCAAGGCCUCCUUUCGCAUCUCUUUGUUCAGAAUCUUGUUGAAUGUGAGUGAAUGUCAUCGUUACCUUCUCUGAGGCUUUCUUUGAGCUGGACAUUCUUGGAAAGCUUGCACUGCCAAGACCUUCUACUGUCAGCUAGUGACGCUGCAGAUUCCACUGACAAAGCAAUCUGGACGAAAGGCAGAUACUAACUGAUGUGUUCAUUGAUGUUUAACUUGCUUUGCAGGUACCAACCUGAUCCCAGCUCCCUUGGCCCACCAGAAAAGAAAGGUCCAAGCAGAAUACCUUGGGUGGACCUCCUCAUCCAUCCUCAGAUGAUCCCGAACCACAGCUCCUCCACACUAGUGUCCCAUUCUGUGCUUGUCAUUGGUGAGUACUGGAGCAUCAGCUGGAGGGGGGAAUGCAGUUUGCAUUUGCAGGCAAACUUGCCUGAUUCAGGCUUUGGGAAAUGAUACUCGGCCGCUGUAAAAAUUUGCACUUCUUUGAAUUUUGCAGUGUAUACAAGUUAUGCAGUGACCAAGCAAUGUAUACAUCAAUGCAUUAGGUAAUGGAAAAUAUAAAUAUUAGGAAAAUGUGCUUUGUAAAAAAUGUGUAUAUGAGGCAACUUUGCAUUUAAAAAGGUGGUACUAUCAGAAGAAAAUUCUCACUGAAAAAUGCAGGUGAACUUUCAUGAGGGUGUAACGAAAGAAAUCACAAACUGAUGUGGAAAUUGAACUUCAGAUUGGAAAAAUAAGAAAUGAGGUCUUUAAGUUAAGGGAGCAGGAUGAAACCAAGCAAGGAGCUGUUAACUAUAAAGAAUCGCCCUGCUUAGUUAUUACAGACCUCACUUGAAACAAGCACAAAUAACCGGUUCAUAACAUUAUCCGGUCAACUGAGCCUUGCCUUUUUGAUUAGUUCUCUUCCAGUGCACUUGUUGUGGUGCAUGGGGUGGUCUUUUGUUCCAGGAAGAUGCCCCCUGCUUCCUCACAGCAUGGUUUUCAGAGUCCAUUUUCUCUCCAGCUGUCCUAGUCUGCAUCACGUGUGUGCUGAGCGCAGCAGGACUGCCAUGUUUGUUAUCUGGAGGUGCCUGGUGUGUCACCUGCCUUGUUCUCCUCUUCCUGGGGAUUCUGGUGGUGUCCCUAAUCAUCUGGAGGCAGCCGCACAGCCAGAAGACAGCAGACUUCACGGUAAGGAAGAGACUUCAUAAUUGACACUGCCUAGCAAGCCUCAUGACUAUGUUUGACGUGUUGUGAAUGUUCACGGGAAGCAUGCAUCUACCUGGGAGUAACUCAACACAUAGGAUUGCACUAUAAGGGUACGUAGAGAAAUUCCUGUCAACAGGGGGUUUUCUGUGUGGGGUGAGAUCCACUUCUUACCACCUUUGCUUCUGACCUGAGGGCUGUUUAUCUGCUCCUCAUUGUCCUCCUCUUCCCAAUGCAGCCUGUGUAUUGUGUGUGUGUGCGCGCGUGUGUGCACGCCAGCUUGCCAAUAUCCUCCUUAAAUUGUAGUAAACUGGGCACAGCAUUCCAGGUGUGGGAGUACUUUUCUCCCUGCAUGCUCUCUCAGAGUUACCAAGGGCCAUAACAGGGAAUAAUAUUCUUUUUCUAACGUUCAUGUCUAAUCUCAAAUUAUCUCUGCACUCCGUUUAGGUUCCCUGUCAGCCAUUCUUGCCCAUCCUCAGUGUCCUGGUCAAUAGCUACCUAAUGGUCCAACUCAGCGGUGACACCUGGCUUCGGUACAUGGUGUGGAUGGCUAUUGGUAAGCCUUUAAGAAAUGUGCCACAAUUCAGGGAACUUCAGGAAAUAAUAAUGAUUUGGAAAGUAAGUGUCAUCUGAAUUUAUUAUAAGGCAGUGCUACCUAGCUCUUAUCAGGACUAAUACAAGAUGGGCAUCAGGUUUGGCAGUGCCCUGGCCACCACGGUGGGUGUGUUUGGACCCCCUGGUCUUCCUUCUUUUGCCAGGAUUAGGCAGCACAGCAGCAAAGAUGCUGGUCUAGCUGCUGAACCAACCAUUGCAUUUUCUAAUAUUUUGCUCCUUCUCAUGGAAUUGGUUCAUGCAUACCUGGUGGUUACUUGAUGACUGCAGUAUCAGCACUGUACCACACCUGAGGUGGAGCCAGGCAGCAGGGUAUGUAAAUUAAAUAGCACUGAUGUGUUUAAAUGGUCCACCAUUGAUCUAAUUCUAGAGACAGAGCUUUCACAUCACACUGCAUUGCCUCAAAUGCAGUGCUUUUCAACAGAGACAGUUCAGAUGUUCAACAAGGCAUGUCAGUCAGCAAGCGCCGAGUAACUAAGAGAAAUCAAAUUAAAUCCAUGGAUGUGUGAAUGAGUUCGUGAAGGAAUUUGUGCCUAGAAUAUUACAGUUACAGAAGAGCAUUUCAUCUAUAGGCUAAAUCAGGGGUAGCCAACAGGGUGCCUUCCAGACUUUGUAGACUACAACUCCCAUAAUCCCCUGGCAUUGCCCAUGCUGGUGGGGAUGGUGGGAGUUGUAGUCCAAAACAUCCGUAGGGCACCAAGUUGGCUAACCUGAGCUAAAUGUCCUGAUGUGAUUUCAAAUGAAGGAGCUUUCUCUAAUACGGAUAUAUUUGUGAGGGGGAGGGUCUAUCUGGGGCAUUGUUGGUUCACCUUGUCCUCUUAUGUGCUGUAGGCUUCCUAAUUUACUUUGGCUACGGGAUCCACCACAGUGCAGAGAGAUCCAGCCACCAAGAUCCAUCCCCAGAGAAGACAAAGCAGGCAACAAGUGACAUGGAUCCAGCUGUCACCUGGGAAAAAUAGCUCUGUGGUGUGGAGCAACUAUCUUCCCUGGUGAAAGGACUUCAUAAGAAUGGGAUUUCACCCUUCCCUUAACUAUCUAUAGAUGUGUCUAUUUGUAGCACUCCAACCUGGUGCUCUCCAGAUGUUUUGGACAACAACUCCCAUCAGCUCUGGCCAGCGCAGCUAAACUUGCUGGGAUUGAUGGGAAUUGUAGUCCAAAACACCUGGAAGGUAUGAGGUUGAGGAAGGCUACUCUUGAGCGAUACAAAUAAUUGGAUACUCACAGUUAAGUAAUGCAUGCAAUUCAUAUCCAUUGGCUGAGCUGGUGUAGCAUUGUGGCUGAGUUCACCAAGCUAAGUUAAUGGAUGCAUGGAACAAGGUUCGCUGGUGCAACGGGACCUUUCCCUACCCCCUAAAUCUGCUCGGCAGAGUUUGGGGAAGCCACGGAACAGGUUUAGCAUGGACCAGGCGGAGAAGUCUCAUUGCACAAGUGGAUCUUGUUCUGUACCCCCAUUUAGCAUGGUUUUGUUAGACAAGCUACAGUUCCCACAGCUUUGCUCCUCGCCUCCCCAAAUCUGCAAUGUGGGGAUAAUGGCAAUAACAGUGGCACAUCUGGUUGUGCAGGCUUAUAAGCCAUUCGGGAAGUCUCCCUGCUGCCCAGUUGGCAUUGGCCUUCCAAGGUAUGGAGAGUAGCUGAGCUGGCAGCAGAGACACCUCUGAUGGGCCACAUCCCGUCACUCCCUCAUGUGAUUCUAAUCACAUGGGGGAAGCUGAAUAUCCAAAGGGAACUCCAUCUAGAGCCCAGCACCAAAUACACACACUUCAUAAAGGCAAUCAAAUGGAUGGCAGACCCGGCCUAUACUUGGCAACGGGUGUUUCCUAGGGCUACCACUUUCCAGUGAGGCUGAGCAAAAACCUGGCUGGACAUACUGUACCUGAAAAAGAGAAGGACCUCAUGUUCCAGAGAGGGCAAAGCUGGGCACUGUAGUUUAUCCCAAGUUCAUGCACAACAGACCUCUGUCUUCUACUGCUCGUCCAGUUUUGCUUGCUGAAAUUUGAAAUGCGCUUUAUCCCGCAGAAGUGUCUGUAAUUGUCCAUUCCUUGGGGUUUGGGAGCAAACAAUGCUAAAGUUGUGACAAACUUUGUUUAGACCAUCUGUUACAAAUUCCCCAUUUUCACUCAUCUAAAACUAAUAAAAAGGAACUUUUAUUGUUGUUA
Messenger RNA from Podarcis lilfordi (Lilford's wall lizard), 14555 nucleotides. Lineage: Eukaryota; Metazoa; Chordata; Lepidosauria; Squamata; Lacertidae. The record is from the annotation of a GenBank genome assembly.